AUGAAGGAGCAGGUUAUUGAUAAUGUGCCGAAGCGGAUUAAAUAUCUGCAAUUCGGUAUCUCAUCACCCAAGGACAUUGUACGGCAAGGCAGCGUCGAGGUUUCGUCAAAUCAAUUGUACGUCUUCGAUGGGGCGCAGAAAAGGGCAUAUCAGCAUGGUGCUCUUGACCGACGGCUAGGUCCCUCCUCCAAGGACGGCGUUUGCGAAACAUGCAACAAGUCUAUGCAGGAAUGUGUUGGUCACUUCGGUCACGUCAAGCUCGCUCUUCCAUGCUUUCAUAUCGGAUACUUCAAAUCGGUCAUCACGGUUCUGCAAAACAUCUGCAAGGACUGCUCUCGUGUCCUUAUCGAUGAGAAUUCCCGCCGUGAUUAUCUGAAGUCACUACGAAGACCAGGAAUCGACAACCUUACACGCAUGAACAUUUGCAAGAAAAUUAACACUCAGUGCAAGAAGGUCAGGAAAUGUCUCUAUUGUGGGAGUACGCAGGGUGUGGUUAAGAAGGCCGGUCCUCUUAAGAUCAUCCACGAGAAAUACCGACACAAGAAGAACACCGAGGAGGAGUCCGACUUCCGCAAGACUUUCGAAUUCGUGCAGAAAUUCCAGGCAGAUAUCAAGCCGAACCUUGCGAAAGCCCAUGACGAUCUGAAUCCUCUAAAGGUUCUCAACCUAUUCCGUCAGAUCAAGCCGUCAGAUUGUGAGUUGCUCGGUAUGGAUCCUGAGGAGGGUCGCCCUGAGAUGUUCAUCUGGCAGUAUGUUCCUGCUCCGCCAUCAUGUAUCCGUCCAACGGUCAAUCAGGGAGAUACCACUAACGAAGACGGUCUUACGCACAAGCUUGCCGAAAUUGUCAUGAUCAACUCGGAAAUUAAGGGUUGUCUAAAAGCCGGUCAGCACGUUUCGCAACUCAUGGAGCAGUGGGAGUUCUUGCAAUUGUCGAUCGCUCUCUACAUUCACAGUGAAAUGCCGGGUGUUCCACCACGCGUAUCGGCGGAACUGAAGCCCAUGCAGGGUCUUUGCCAACGUCUGAAAGGUAAAACCGGUCGUUUCCGUGGUAACCUUUCUGGUAAGCGUGUGGACUUCUCUGGACGUACUGUUAUCGGGCCUGAUCCAAAUUUGCGCAUUGACCAGGUCGCCGUGCCGGAGCGUGUUGCCAAGAUCCUGACAUACCCGGAGCGUGUGACGAGCAUGAACAUCGAAAAGUUGAAGCAGUGUGUUAUCAACGGAACCGAUAUUCACCCUGGCGCGAACUACAUCAUCGACCCUGAAACCGAAACCAAGAAAUACCUGAAGUUUGGUAACCGUGAGCGCCUGGCAGAUGAGUUGAAGAUCGGUCAUAUUGUUGAGCGUCACUUGAACGACGACGAUAUCGUUCUUUUCAACCGUCAGCCCUCUCUGCACAAGCUUUCUAUUCUUGCACACAGAGCCAAGAUUAGGCCAUGGCGAACAUUCCGUUUGAACGAAUGUGUCUGUAACCCUUACAACGCAGAUUUCGACGGUGACGAGAUGAACAUGCACGUUCCGCAAACUGAGGAAGCACGUACAGAGGCUAUCGAGUUGAUGGGUGUCAAGAACAAUCUUGUCACACCGAAGAACGGAGAGCCGAUUAUCGCUGCCAUCCAGGAUUUUAUCACUGCCGCUUACCUUAUCAGUCGUCGCGAUACCUUCUACGACCGCAAGAGUUUCACGCACAUCUGUUCCUUCAUGUUCGAUGCCGACAAGCAGGUCGAUCUUCCGCCACCUACGAUCUGGAAACCUCAGCGUUUGUGGACCGGAAAGCAGAUCUUCAAUGUUUUGAUGAGGGCGAACAAGUCGGAGAACGUCAUCGUGAACCUUGAGGCGAAGUGUAAGACCAUGGUUGAUGUGCCAAAGGGUUCUGGUCUCCCGAAUGACAUGUCUCCGAACGAUGGAUAUCUUGUCAUCCGUGGUAGUGAGGUCAUGUGUGGUGUCAUGGACAAGGCAACUGUCGGAGAUGGAAAGAAGAAUUCUCUGUUCUAUGUUAUUCUUCGUGAUUACGGACCAGAUCAGGCAGGACAGGCUAUGAACCGCCUUGCCAAGCUUUGUGCUCGCUGGUUGGCAAACCAGGGGUUCUCUCUCGGUAUCAACGACGUUCAAGCAUCGGAUCAUCUCAAUGGGAAGAAGGAUGCGGCUAUCCAGAGAGCAUAUGAUAAGGCCAACGGUGUCUACAAGCAACUUGAGGAGGGUAAGCUUGAAAACAUGCCCGGAUGUACCGGUGAACAGACUGCAGAGUUGAAUGUAUCCGGGACUUUGUCCGCCGUCCGUGGUGAGGCUGGUGAUUACUGUUUGAAGGAGUUGCCACGUUCCAACGCUCCCCUUAUCAUGGCCAAGUCUGGUUCCAAGGGAUCUCUUGUUAACGUGGCGCAGAUGGUCGCGCUUGUCGGUCAACAGAUUAUCGCGGGUAAGCGUGUGAAGGAUGGAUUUCAAGAUCGUACUUUGCCGCACUUCACUAAGGGUUCCAAGAGGAACCCUCUUUCUAAGGGGUUCGUUCGCAACAGUUUCUACACUGGUUUGACUCCGUAUGAGUUCAUUUUUCAUGCUAUUUCUGGUCGUGAGGGUUUGGUUGAUACUGCUGUCAAGACUGCUGAAACUGGUUACAUGUCACGUCGUUUGAUGAAGUCGCUCGAGGAUUUGUCCGCGCAGUACGACGGAACUGUUCGAAACGCCGUUAACGGUAUCGUGCAGUUUGUUUACGGUGAUGAUGGUUUGGACCCUACAUAUCUCGAAGGUGAUGGCGAGCCCGUUGAGUUCAAGAGGACCUGGAAGCAUUGUCAGAACAAGGUAUUCUUGCGGUCUUUGGGCAAGCACGACCUGGGGGAGCGUGGCCUAUUGCCCUUUGAGAUCAAUCAGAUCGUCGAGGAGGCUCUACAGGAACCCAACUUUAUCAGGAACUGUACAGAUGCAUUCUUGAACAAGGUGAAGGAGUUUGUCCACAAGAGUAUUGCUAGUGAGCUUAAGAAGAUUCGCGAGGACAAGGGAUUGUUGCCUAUGCUGAUGCCACCUGAAGAUGUUGCGGAAAUCGAGACAAUUGACGAUGCAGUACCUCCAGUGGAACGAAUGGCUGUUCAACAGCUAUUGACUGUUACGAAGACGCAGAUCUUGGUCUUCCUCCGACUCUGCUGGGAGAAGUACAUGAAGGCGAAGGUUGAGCCCGGAACUGCAGUCGGUGCUGUUGGUGCACAAGCUAUUGGUGAGCCUGGUACGCAAAUGACGUUGAAGACCUUCCACUUUGCUGGUCUUGCAUCUAUGAACGUCACUAUGGGUGUGCCCCGUAUCAAGGAAAUCAUUAACGCCGCGAAGACGAUUGCGGGUCCGAUUAUUACUUGUGAAUUGGAAAAGCAGUCCAACCGUGAUGAAGGGUUUGGCCGCGAGGUCAAAGGUAGGAUUGAGAAAACUUACCUUAAGGAUAUCGCCGCCUUCACUGAGGACACGUUUGCCCCGAGCAGUAACUACAUCAGUCUUAAGAUUGAUUGGCUAGCCGUUGCGAACUUGAAGCUCGAACUGGCUAUUGAGGAUAUCAGCAAGGCCAUCGCGCAGGCACCGAAGCUCAAGAUCGGAGGUGCCUGUAUGGUAGCUUCAGGCUCUGUGGACCGUAUCAACAUCUUCGUUGACGACCCGACGGGCAAGGAGGACGUUUACUACAAGAUGCAGACUUGGAAGCGAGCUCUCAACAACAUCGUUGUGAAGGGUCUUCCGGAAGUUGGCCGUGCUAUUCUUCGUAAAAAGGAAGACAAGUCCGACCCUAAGGAGGAGCAUGGCGAGUUCCAACUCAAGAUUGAAGGCUACGGGUUGCGAGAAGUCAUGAUCACUCCCGGUGUCAACGGAACUCGUACUCAGACCAACCAUAUCAUGGAGACAUGCAAGGUCCUUGGUAUCGAAGCUGCUCGUAACAAGAUUUACGAAGAAAUCGAGUUCACCAUGAGUUCUCACGGUAUGAAUAUCGAUCCCCGUCAUAUGAUGUUGCUCAGUGAUGUCAUGACCUACAAGGGCGAGAUUCUUGGUAUUACUCGUUUCGGUGUUGCCAAGAUGAAGGACAGUGUGAUGAUGCUUGCUUCUUUCGAGAAGACGACAGAUCAUCUCUUCGACGCCUCAUUCUUCCACAAGCGUGACGCAAUCGAAGGAGUCAGUGAGUGUAUUAUCAUGGGUGUGCCUAUGCCUAUCGGAACCGGUCUGUUUAAGUUGAUCAGGCAAAACGAGAUGCCGGAGAAGCUGGAGCCGAAGCGCCUCUUGUUCGAUACACCAGAGCACAGGGUGAACAUGUUCAGAGCGUGA
Messenger RNA from Saitoella complicata NRRL Y-17804, 4284 nucleotides. RefSeq names its product DNA-directed RNA polymerase III complex large subunit Rpc1. The record is from RefSeq and is a predicted model, not a curated record. The transcript has 2 exons. Gene Ontology annotation, biological process: DNA-templated transcription. Lineage: Eukaryota; Fungi; Ascomycota; Saitoellomycetes; Saitoellales; Saitoellaceae. Gene Ontology annotation, molecular function: DNA-directed RNA polymerase activity; DNA binding. The coding region runs from base 1 to 4284 and encodes 1427 amino acids.